Molecule: messenger RNA, 351 nt
Organism: Rotaria sordida
Lineage: Eukaryota; Metazoa; Rotifera; Eurotatoria; Philodinida; Philodinidae
Source: the annotation of a GenBank genome assembly
AUGAAUCAAAAAGAUAUACAAUUAGAUCAAUUAUCAUUACCGAUUAAUGAUAGCUCAUCAAAAUCAAUUUGUCGUGUACAAAAUUAUUCAAGUGAUCAAAUAUUAACUGAUAUAACAAUGAAUACAUCUAUUCGAAGUAGUUUUCUUAAAUCACCAAUACAUCGAAAUAUUUUAGGACCUGUUUUGGAUACAUCAGAUGUUUGUCCACAUGUAAUAAUAUCUAAUACAUUAAAUUAUAGACUUCGAUGGCCUGAUGAUGAUAAUAAUCAAUUAUUAGAAGAUUCAAUCAAUGUAAUUAAAGGUUUACUUAAUUAUGAUUCGAUUUUACGAUUUCAAUUGGACGGUAUAUGA